CGCAGAAACAGGGCUUGGUUCUGCCAAUCUUCAUCCCCAUAACAGCUCGGGCUGCCAUUGGAGAGCCCGCUGGCGAGAACGAGCAGGAGGAGGAGGACGCAGGAGAUAACGCAGUCAAUCCGCUGACGAACGAACGCAGUGUCCGCCGCCUCGGCCGAUGUAACCAGGCAGCUUAUGCUGGAGACAUAGACACAUAGAAAUAGGACAUUAGAAACUUGGUUAUUUAAAUAAAAAGGCGCAGAGGAAGGCGAGAAAAUGGGGCAUACCGCAAUUCCCGUCCUGGUGGCUGUAUUGUCCUACUGCGUGUUGGAAAACGUCGAGGCUUUUGCCAUGACCGAGGUGAAUGGGCCGGGUCCCCAGCUGGCGGAGCCACAGAUCGCCAUGUUCUGUGGCCGACAGCUCAUGCACAUGAACUUAAAGACCGGGCAGUGGGAGCCGGACCCUCAGGGCCGCCAGGGCUGCUUCAAAGAUCCCAACGAAAUCCUGUCAUACUGUCAGGAGAUGUACCCAGUGCUUCCAAUCUCACACAUAGAGGAGUCUAAAAGACCCGUAACCAUCCAGGCCUGGUGCAAGAAAGGGUUGGACCACUGUCAGACGCGCCCCUUGAUCGUCCUGCCCUACCGCUGUGUGGAAGGCGAAUAUGUAAGCGAGUCCCUGCUGGUGCCCGACAGAUGUCGUUUCCUCCACCAGGAGCAGAUGAACAUCUGUGAGAGUUAUGUCUACUGGCACAACAUUGCCAAGGAGGAAUGCACCGCUGAGAAUCUCGAGCUCCACAGCUACGGGAUGCUGCUGCCAUGCGGAGACCACUUCCGAGGCGUCGAAUAUGUCUGCUGUCCGGGCCGGAGCAGCUCAAACGGAAAAGGAGAGACAGAGGAAAAGGAUGUGCCUCAGACGCUCGCGUCCCAGACAGCCGGAAAACUCAACUCAGUCGCCAAGGCGAUGGUCCCCACUCCGAGCCCCUCUCCGGAAACGGACCUGGACGAGGUCGACAUGGAGGACGAGGACGACGAAGUGAUAGAUGAGGAGGAAGAGGAGGAAGAAGAGGAAGACGACGUCAAUGAGGACGAGGCAGAAGAAGAGGAGGAAGAAGAAGAAGACGAAGAAGAAGAGACAGCGGCUGUGAAGGACCGGGAGGAGUACGAAUACCCUUUUGAGUUGGGUCCUUACCAGACGUCCGACUACUUGGACUCGUUUUACAACGACAAAAGCCACAAACCCACCACCUCUGCCCCUCUGGUCAGGGGAGACAGCUUCACCACAACUCGCCCCACGGAUGGGGUUGAUGUUUACUUUGAGAAGCCUGUGGACGACACGGAGCACGCCAACUUCCUACGUGCCAAGACCGACCUGGAGGAGCGCAGGAUGAAGCGCAUUAAUGAGAUAAUGAAGGAGUGGGCAGAGGCUGACAACCAGUCCAAAAACCUGCCAAAGCUAGAGCGGCAGGGCCUGAACGAGCACUUCCAGUCUGUGCUGCAGACGUUGGAGGAACAGGUCGCCGGGGAGAGGCAGAGGCUGGUGGAGACUCACCUCGCCAGAGUCGAGGUCAUUCUCAACAACAACCGCCGCCUGGCGUUGGAGAACUACCUGACAGCUGUGCAAGCUGAUCCCCCUCAGCCUGAGCGCGUGCUGCAGGCUCUGAAACGCUACAUGGCUGCAGAGCAGAAGGACCGCAGACACACUCUGAGGCACUACCAGCACAUCGUGGCAGUCGACCCGCAGAAAGCUGAGCAGAUGAAAUUCCAGGUUUACACACAUCUCCAUGUUAUUGAGGAGAGGAUGAACCAGAGUCUUGCUCUGCUUUACAAGGAUCCAACAUUAGCUGAGGAGCUGCACGGUGACAUCCAGGAGCUUGUCAAGGCGGAGCGAGGGGACAUCAGUGAACUCAUGACCACUUCCUUCUCUGAGACUCGGACCACCGAAGAGCUCGUACCGGCAGAGAGCGAGGAAGAGAAGGAUGAUGAAGAGGAGGAGGAGAGGGCCUUCCAGAACCGCCCCUAUCCUCCUCGCAUUGAUUUACAGUCUAAUAAGAAAGAGGAUGAGUACGAUUACACCACAUCUGAGAGAGGUCCUACUUAUGAAUAUGAAGAAAAGAUUAACACCUCUGCUGAGCUGAAACAGGUACUCAAGCCCAAUGAGAUCGCAAGAGACGAACUGCAACCUGAUGCCCUGGACACGUUUAACCGUGGCGCCAUGGUUGGGUUGCUGGUGGUGGCCGUAGCCAUCGCCAUGGUGAUGGUCAUCAGCCUGCUUCUGGUGCGCAGAAAGCCAUACGGCACUAUUAGCCAUGGCAUUGUGGAGCAGGUCGAUCCCAUGUUGACACCGGAGGAAAGGCAGCUCAACAAAAUGCAAAACCACGGCUACGAGAACCCCACCUACAAGUUCUUUGAGCAGAUGAACUGAAGCACUGGAUGCUACCAGCAAGUCAUGCCUGACCACAUUUUGUCCCUCCAAACCCCCCUC
Molecule: messenger RNA, 2460 nt
Organism: Poecilia latipinna (sailfin molly)
Lineage: Eukaryota; Metazoa; Chordata; Actinopteri; Cyprinodontiformes; Poeciliidae
Gene: aplp1
Product: amyloid beta (A4) precursor-like protein 1
Exons: 17
Coding region: 256-2400 (714 amino acids)
Biological process (GO): central nervous system development; axonogenesis
Cellular component (GO): Golgi apparatus; plasma membrane
Molecular function (GO): alpha-2A adrenergic receptor binding; alpha-2C adrenergic receptor binding; heparin binding
Source: RefSeq, a predicted model, not a curated record